Molecule: messenger RNA, 875 nt
Organism: Xiphophorus couchianus (Monterrey platyfish)
Lineage: Eukaryota; Metazoa; Chordata; Actinopteri; Cyprinodontiformes; Poeciliidae
Exons: 7
Coding region: 93-875 (260 amino acids)
Molecular function (GO): protein binding
Source: RefSeq, a predicted model, not a curated record
GCUUUAAACCCGUUUGGAUCAGAAUUUCUCCGGGUUCUGAUCCGGUUCCUAAACCCAAAGACAGAAACGACCCAAAAACUGAAAAAGCCCUGAUGCACUUGUUCACUUCCGAUACCUUUAGUAUCAGAACCAGAGAACCGGAUCAGAUCAGAACCAGGGAACCGGAUCAGAACCAGGGAACCGGGUCAGAACCAGUUCUGUCUGUGCUUGCAGAAGGAGCGGCGGCUCCUGGAGAACCGGCGUUUGGACCUGGACAUCUGCAAAGCCCGUCUGAAGAAAGCCAAGCAGGCCGAAGCCAAGGCAGCGGCGACUCCAGACUUCCAGGAGACGCGGCCGAGGAACUACGUCCUGUCGGCCAGCGCGUCGGCGCUGCUGAGCGAGGAAGUGGACAAGGCGGAGCUGGAGCUGCGUGUGGCCCAGACCGAGUUCGACCGGCAGGCGGAGGUGACCCGGCUGCUGCUGGAGGGAAUCAGCAGCACACAUCUGAACCACCUCAGGUGUCUGCAGGACUUUGCGGAGGCUCAGGCCACGUACUUCGCUCAGUGUCAUCACUACAUGCAGGACCUGCAGAGGGAGCUGAACAGAUGUGCGAACUCAGCCGUCGGCCCCCCGCUGCCCUCCGGCCCCCGACCCGGUUCCGACCGCCUUCCCGUCCGGCCGCCUGUCUCCCGGCGCCUCGGGCUCCAGGAAGGCCAAGGUUCUGUACGGACUACGACGCUCACGACGCCAGAGAACUGUCCCUGCUGGCCGACGAGGUCAUCACUGUCUACACGGUACAGGAAUGGAUCCUGAUUGGCUGGUUGGAUGAGCGGGGCAACGAGAAAGGCAAAGUACCUGUUGACCUACCUGGAGCUGCUAAGCUAAUGGACCGUUAG